Messenger RNA from Maniola jurtina (meadow brown), 1051 nucleotides. RefSeq lists its product as uncharacterized. The transcript is spliced from 3 exons. The record is from RefSeq and is a predicted model, not a curated record. Gene Ontology annotation, molecular function: acyltransferase activity, transferring groups other than amino-acyl groups. Bases 119 to 949 code for a protein of 276 amino acids. Lineage: Eukaryota; Metazoa; Arthropoda; Insecta; Lepidoptera; Nymphalidae.
CAAAUGACACGUCCUAAAUAUGAGUGCAGCAUACGGAAUAACAGUACGCAAGGUCAGUUCAACCAGUAAGGACGUUUUGACCAUACAAAGUAUAAUAAAAUAAAUAAUUUAUUCAACAAUGUCUGGUGAUCCCUUAGUCUUCAUGCCUGUGGAUAGAUGGAGUGAACUCAAGUUAGCGUUCAAAUCUGAUUGGCCGAGGAGCUUAUCUGGUUAUCUUGUACUGGACACUCAAGAGUACAUUUUGAAAUGCGGUGUUGAUUACGGCUUUAGAGUGUAUUGCCCUUUCGGGAAUGUGAAUAAUGGAAUUGUUGCUCUUAAUAUUAAGAAUAAAUUUUACGAAGUCAUCGUCCAAUGUCCUAACGAUGAUACCCGAGAACUUGAAGAGGCGUUGAGGACCACCAACAUUAUUGACUGGGGGAGGUGCGAUGAGGUGCCUUUUACACCCGAACACGUAAGGGAUUGUGUACAAAGAUUGUCUUUGGAGAAGAAUCUUAAAUUGACCAACAUAAACACCACCGUCACUUAUAUUUUGGAUAAUGAAGCGCCCCCGUACGAUGUCAGGCUACCUCCCGGAUUCUCAUUCGAGCUCUUAACUCCGGAUUGCGCACAAAUGGUCAAUGAUAAAUGGCCACACAAACACCCAGGUUCAGAAUGGUACUACGAAUUACUGGCCAAAGCCAAGUUAGGUUAUGGACUUUAUAGUGGAGAAGAACUAAUAGCUUGGGUAUUUGUCAAGGAGAUGGGUGCUCUAGGACAUUUAUUUACACUGGAGAAACAUAGAAGAAAAGGCUACGGUGAAUUAGUUCUAAAAUUAAUAUCGAAUAUGUGGUUGAAAGAUAAAAAAUAUACAGUCGCAUUCUGUACUGCAGGAAACUUGAGUGCUGCCAAUUUGUACAACAAAUUAGGGUUUGAAAGGGUUCAUGAGUUGCAUUGGUGUAAUAGAAAUUAACUAACGGAUUAAUUAAAGCUACUGGUAGCUACCUUGCACAAAGAAUUAGUGUAUCCAUUCAAAGGAGGAACGCUGCCAGUAUCUUCGGAACCAUGCCUAAAG